AUGGAUAGAAGAAGAUCCAGCGAUACCAGAAAUAGCAAAUUUCGAAGAAAAUCAAGUGCUGCAAAACCCUCAAUUAGAGAUCAGUGGAAAGAUGAAGAUGAUCUCGAUGAAGAAAUGGAGGAAAUUUUCAACCCAACAUCUGAUCACUUCUCCAUUGCGGAGUUGACAGGAGAAGGGAAAGUAGAACCUCCACACUAUGAUGAAAACGACUAUGAAUUGCAUAGAAGAGGAAGUUUUCAAUAUCACCAACCAUUGCAUAGGUUGUAUCAUCAUAAGCACAGGAAAUCACACAAAACCGAGCGUGAUGAAAACCGUCCAAUGAGGAGUGUUGUUGAAGAAUCAAGCCCUCUAGUAGUAGAAGGAGAUGAUUCUGCCAAAGAAGAAUCUCAAAAUCAUCAGAGUUUAUCACCAUCUAAAGUUCUCAACAAUCAAGAUGACAGAGUUCAGUUUUAUGUGGGAAGUUCAACUUCCCUGGAAACUUCAACAGCUCCUUCAAUUAACGGCUCUGCUGAUAAAAUGGCACUGAAGUCUGCACUUCGAGGACCAUUGAAGCAAGUUGGAGGUUCAGCUGUUGGUUUAAGGUGUGGCGUUAGCUAUGAAUUCUUAACAUGGCGUCUGUCAGUGAAGAAAACCAUCUUACCUUCCAGCCCAUCUCAAGCUUUGCCCAUCAGCGAGAAGAUACCAGAGGAACAUGAAUUACAACCUUGUUUCACUGAUACAGCUUUGGCCCAACCCAUUGAGGAAGGUUUGUCUUUGGGUAUUGCAUCUCUGGAUUCGUCAAAGUCAAGUCAAGCCAAAGUCAAGUUUAUGCUUGGAGAAGAUUCUCGUGAAGAACUACAAAAAACGUUUGCAGAUGCUCCAAAAGAUUCAAGACACUUCAUGGAAGAGCAAAAUGGCUUCCCUAAGUACAAUAAUAGGCACCCAAGGAAAGUGUCUAAAAAACGAAAACAUCAUGGAUUGGAUGUUAAUAAGCCUUAUGGUACUAUUCUUGAACCUGAAGAAGCUGAAACUUUACCAACAGCUGAUCUUGAUGACAUGGCUAGUCAUCGUUUUGAAGAUCCAAAAGGUAUUCGACGUCACAAAUUUCAUAGGAACUCUUUGGCUUCUAUUCUUAACCUGAAGAAAGAUGAUUCGGGAUCUUUAAAAUUGUCAUUUGGGAAGAAAAAAUUUAACCAUGAGCCUCAUGAGUUGUUUGUUGAACUGCAUGAACUGUUAGAGUAUGAAAAUUAUGGAGACCUGGAAUGGAGAGAAACGGCCCGUUGGAUAAAAUAUGAAGAAGAUGUAGAAUUGUCGAUUGAUCGUUGGGGGAAGCCGCAUGUCCCUCCUUUGUAUUUUCAUAGUUUGUUAACAUUGCGAAAUGCACUAGAUCAUGGAGCUGUAUUAAUAGACCUGGAAGAUAAAGAAACAACAAACAUUGCAAAAAAAAUCACCGAUAGCUUCAUAUUUACUGAUCAAAUCACACAUGAGGACAGAGAAGCUGUAGUCCAAGCUUUAAUGAAAAGGCAUCGACAUGUGAAUGAAAAGUCUCUGCCAUCUUUAAGAAGAAAUAGUUCAGGCUAUGGAAAUUUAAAUUUAUUGAGUCACGACAAAAACAGAUCACCCUUAUUUUUGAAAUCAGUAAAGUCAAAACCAGAAAAUGAUAGCAACCAUGCUGCCAAUAACGAAGAAGGCACACCAAAUGAAACUGCAGUUCUAAUGCCCAAUGAAAACAAUGUAAAUAAUCGAGAGUUUACUCCAAACACUAAACGGAAAAGUUUUGUUGGUGAUCGAGCUGCUGAACCAAGUAUUCUUCGUAGGAUUCCUGAAAAUGCUGAAGGAGCAGUUGUUUUAGUGGGAGAGCUGGAUGGUCUUAGGAAACCUGCUUCUGUAUUUGUUCGUCUUUCAGAGGGGAGAUCACUGCAGUCAUGGCUUGAGAUACCUAUAAACAUUCGUUUCAUCUUUGUAUACCUGGGACCUAUCGAUUUCGUAGACUAUCAUGAAGUUGGACGCUGCAUUGGUUCUUUAAUGAGCAAUCAAGAUUUUCAUGAAGCUGCCUACAAAGCAGAAAACCUAAAGAAAGAACUCUUACGUGCAAUGAAUCAUUUUCUUGACAUGAGUACUGUAGUUCCCCCAGGAAGGUGGAAGAAGAUGUCUAUAAUGCCAUCCGUCUGUGAUGAAAUAAGACGUAAAAGUGUAGUGCCUCCGAAUCAAAUAUCUCAUUUUAAUAUUUCAGAAGAAUUAGAACCUGGGUAUGAUCCUUUGGAACGUACCGGAAAGUUUUUAGGUGGCUUAAUAGAGGAUAUCAAGCAUCGUUUCCCGUGGUAUAAAAGUGAUAUUUUAGAUGGUCUGAAUUUUCAGUGUGUUGCAUCUGUAAUAUUUAUUUAUUUUGCUGCUGUAUCUGGCGCCAUAGCAUUUGGAGGUUUACUAGCUGAGAAGACAAACCUUGCAAUUGGUGUUUCUGAAACCCUAAUUGGAACAGCUAUUUGUGGCAUUAUAUUUUCAUUACUUUCCGGACAGCCUCUCAUCAUCAUUGGAACAACUGGUCCAUUGUUAAUGUUUGAUGAAAUGUUAUUUCAGUUACGAGAAAAUUUUUCGUCCGACUUUCUUGUUAUAAGAGUUUGGGUUGGGAUAUGGACUGCAGUGAUUGCCAUCAUUGUAGUUGCUGCAGAAGGAUCAACGUUGGUGAAUUUUUUUUCAAGAUUUGUUCAAGAAAUAUUUGCUACAAUCAUAUCACUGUUGUUCAUUAUGGAGAGUUUAACAAAGUUAUACACAAUUUUUCAAGAAAAUCCCCUUCAAUCUUAUUACUGCAAUGAAAGUUCCUAUAAUGCAACAAAUUCUUCUGAUUAUGUAGUACCUCUGAAUCAGCCUCAACCCAACACUGCUUUGUUGUCAGCAAUUUUAAUGAUUGGAACAUUUUAUAUAGCAUUUUUUCUUCGACAUUUUAGAAACAGCAAAUUUUUAGGGAGGAGUGCUAGGAGAGCACUUGGAGAUUUUGGAGUUCCUAUCGCUAUUGUUAUUAUGGUUCUGAUGGAUUAUUUAAUUCCUGACACAUUUACUCAGAAAUUAAGUGUUCCAGAUGGAUUAUCUCCAAGUACUCCCCGAAGUUGGAUUGUUUCUCCUGUUCCAGUAACGAUUUGGGAAGUUGCUAUAGCAUUUGUUGGUGGCCUUUUAAUAUUUAUUUUACUAUUUAUGGAAACUCAAAUUUGUGAGUUAAUUAUAAGCAAGAAACGAUUGAAAAAAGGUUCUGGAUUUCAUCUUGAUAUGGUGUUAAUUGGUUUUAUGGAAAUGAUAAGUGCAUUUCUUGGAGGACCCUGGCAGUGUGCUGCGACAGUGAGAUCGAUUUCUCAUGUUUCCAGCUUGAUUGUCUGGAGCAAAACACAUGCUCCAGGUGAAGCUCCUUACAUUGUUGAUGUUAAGGAACAAAGGCUGACUAAUUUUUUGGUCUCUUUACUUGUUGGAAUUUCUGUAUUAAUGGGUCCAGUCCUUAGACAAGUUCCUCUUGCUGCUUUGUUUGGUGUGUUUUUAUACAUGGGUAUAUCUGCUUUAAGUGGAAUUCAUUUAUAUGAAAGGUUUUUACUAAUAUUUAUGCCAAGGAAACAUCAUCCUGAUUUUCCUUUUGUUCGCAAGGUUCGGACAAGUAAAAUGCAUUUGUACACUGUAAUACAAAUAGCUUGUAUUGCAGUAUUGUGGAUAAUUAAAGUAUACAUUGCACCAGCUUUCCCCUUUGGAUUGUUGUCAAUGAUUUUUAUACACUAUCAAAUGAAGCGUCUUUUCACUGAAGAUGAAUACAGAGCUGUGAAGGAUGACGAAGAAGAUUCUGAGACGGAGGAUGAACCAGACUUUUAUGAGCAAAUUGUGGCCUAAAAAGUUGGCUUUUUUAAAAAAACCUUUUAUUUACUCAUGGUGAUUUAACUUAUAUUUUAUUUGAUGGGAGUGUCUCAUAAUGUAUAUUACUGUUAUAUACUCAAAGCAUUAGUUUUCAUUUGUUGCUCAUUCCUUCUGCGAAAACUUUCAUGAAAACCAAAUUUGUUUACAAUGGUAACAAAAUCACAUAUUUGUACCUCUGUUGUCAAUUACAUUUGUUUUAGUUUAAAAGUAUCUCUUAAAAAUGUGGUUUGUUUCUGCAUUUAAAAUGAAGAAUUUUAAAUGUUCUCUGUGAUAAUUUUGCUGUCUAUAAUUUUAGGCAAUUUCUGUAGUUUUUUGCAUGUUUUAAUGCAUCUUUAUACAUAAUUUUUUAUUUUAAGCACAAAAUUGACCAGUAUAAAUACUUGUGAAAGUGCUACUUUUAAAAGUGAGUUUCCUGUAUAACACAGAUCAGUAUGACAAUUAAA
Molecule: messenger RNA, 4310 nt
Organism: Uloborus diversus
Lineage: Eukaryota; Metazoa; Arthropoda; Arachnida; Araneae; Uloboridae
Product: band 3 anion transport protein-like
Exons: 25
Coding region: 1-3843 (1280 amino acids)
Biological process (GO): regulation of intracellular pH; transmembrane transport; bicarbonate transport
Cellular component (GO): plasma membrane
Molecular function (GO): monoatomic anion transmembrane transporter activity; solute:inorganic anion antiporter activity
Source: RefSeq, a predicted model, not a curated record